AGGAUUUGCAGCUGUCAGAGUCUAAACGAGAAGAGUCACGACGAGCUACUCGAGGACGAGUGCUUCGACCGGUCGACAAAGCGCUACAUAGACAUGCAUUCGCCCAUGGAGGCCAAUGCCCACCUACAGUGCCAUGCCUCCAAUCUGGAGCUGACCACACUAGAGGAGCUCAGCUGUUUGGAACCAAAAAUACAAAAAACGCUUCUAUUGAUCAUGCGCGAAAUGAUUGGUACCGAACGCGACUAUGUGCGCUCCUUGUACUACGUAAUCGAGAACUAUAUCGAUGAGCUGUUGCGAGAGGACAUUCCGCAGCCUUUGCGAGGUCAGCGGAACGUGAUCUUUGGCAACAUUGAGAAGAUCUUCGAGUUUCACAAUUCGCACUUCCUUGGCGAACUGGAGCGCUAUGAGCGCAAUCCGCUCAAGGUGGGCGCCGCCUUCCUGGAAAUGGAAUCCAAGUUCUAUUUGUAUGCGCUGUACAACAAGAAUAAGCCCAAGAGCGACACGCUGCUGAGCGAAUAUGGCAGCUCCUUCUUCAAGCCCAAGCAGCUGCAGCUGCAGGACAAGAUGGACCUGGCCUCCUACUUGCUGAAGCCCGUCCAGCGCAUGGGCAAGUAUGCGCUGCUGCUGCAGCAGCUGGUCAAGGCGGUCAAGAGUGUGGAGGGCGCAGCACUGCAAGAGAUUGCCGCCGUGGAGGAGCUGCAGCGUGCCGAGGAGAUGGUCAAGUUUCAAUUGCGACAACGCAACGACCUGCUGGCCAUGGACUCGCUGCGGGACUGCGAUGUUAAUGUGAAGGAGCAGGGACGACUGCUGCGACAGAACGAGUUCCUCGUGUGGCAGGGGCGCGGCGGCAAGAAGACGCUGCGACAGGUGUUCCUCUUCGAGGAGCUGGUGCUGUUCAGCAAGGCACGACGUUUCCUCCCCGACCACAAGAACUUGGACAUUUACAUAUACAAGAACAGCAUCAAGACCUCGGACAUUGGGCUGACAGCGCACACGGGCGACUCGACGACCAAGUUUGAGAUUUGGUUCAGGAAACGCAAGCCGGACGACACUUGGAUGCUGCAGUGCAUGUCGGAGGACAUUAAGAACGCCUGGACCGAAGAGAUAUCCAAGCUGCUCUGGAAGCAGGCGAAACGAAAUCGAGACAUUCGCCUAGCGGAGAUGUCCUCCAUGGGCAUUGGCAGCAAGCCCUGCCUGGACAUACGUCCCAGCAACAAUCAGAUCAGCGAUCGUUCCAUACCACUAACACAACUAAACAAGAGUAAGUCGCUGGCUAAGCUGGAGAUGCAGCGCUUAACCAAUUCCUUUACAGCACCCAGCUGCGCCACGCUAGCCUGGCAAGGGCAGCAUGCGACGUCCCAACUCGCUAAUCUCGGAGAGCUCGCUCUCCAGCGGCACCAGCACCACGAGCAGCAGCUCCAUGAGGCGGCGGCUGCUCCUCCAGCCAUGCUUCACACGAGACUGGCCGACAUAGCCCUCAAUCUGAGCUUCAGCAAACUCUCGAGCAACAUCAACAACAGCAGCAGCCCGCUACCUUGCAGCAGCGAGCAGCAGGAGAACUCGGCAGCUGCCAGAGGGCAGGCCACGCCCACGCUCACGAGCAGCGGCUCCAACCGAAGCAACAAGCGACAACACAAGCGUUCGACGACAAUUGUCAGCCAGCUGUCCAUGGAGAGCGGCAUACUGUCCGAUAUGUCCAUAACGCCGGAUCAGGAGCAUGCCCACUUAGCCGCCGAGCAGCUGUCUGGCAACAGAGGCAGCUGGUCCACGACCCUGGCCAGCACCAGCACGAGCACGAACACGAGCAGCUCGACCGUUAUACUGCGUCGCUACAAAUCGUACGCCCACGCAGCUGAGGCAGCGAGUCCACCCGAGAGCAAUAAGUGAAGCAAUCUCGAAUACCAGCGAGAGAGAGGAAAGGGAAAUGCGGACGAGGAGCAAGAGGAGGAGGAGGAGGAGGAGGACUAGAAGAGAGUAUACAUAGCUUUAGCGAAACGGUUUCAUCAGAUUCAAAUUAUCAUAUACAUAUACAUAUAUAUGCAU
Messenger RNA from Drosophila hydei, 2043 nucleotides. RefSeq names its product puratrophin-1-like. Gene Ontology annotation, molecular function: guanyl-nucleotide exchange factor activity. Lineage: Eukaryota; Metazoa; Arthropoda; Insecta; Diptera; Drosophilidae. The record is from RefSeq and is a predicted model, not a curated record.